AUGGCCCCCGCGGUACUUCUCCACGUUCCUGACAUCACUGCCCAGUUUGCCGCGCUGAGAACGCCCGCUUUGUUCGCUGGCCCUGUCACCAUGACUUCAAGGCGCAACUCACACACGCAAUCAGACCCUCGCAUGCCUUCUUCAACAUGGAUUCUCCACCCACAGCCAUUGACGUUGACCGAGCGCGAGAACGAGAACGAACCGAACUCCCCGGAAGCAUAUGCCGGGCAAAAGCUUGACGAUCCAUUACCCAUCGGUGGUGGCUGUGGUGCUCUGAUCGGCGCAAAAAUAGAAGCUGCCAAGCAAUACCGCAAGGAUCAAUGCCAUUGA
Messenger RNA from Penicillium riverlandense, 330 nucleotides. RefSeq lists its product as uncharacterized. The record is from RefSeq and is a predicted model, not a curated record. The transcript has 2 exons. Bases 1 to 330 code for a protein of 109 amino acids. Lineage: Eukaryota; Fungi; Ascomycota; Eurotiomycetes; Eurotiales; Aspergillaceae.